AAGCCCAAUAGGGCCAAGGGUCCAAGCAUGAGUAGUCAAGAUGAAACUGCAAGCCUAUUGGUAGGCCAGCCAUCAUUGACGAGUGCUUCUUCCCCUGCAAAUUGUUCCAAACCAGUGCUGAUGCGCCAGGAAUGCACAACGUUUCUAGUGUCUUCGCAUCAUCCUCAGCUGUCGGUCUUUUCUGACAGUGAGGAGGACGGAUCUCUUUGUCUGGAAGAGAACAGUACCAGAUCUGUGCCUGACAUUGAACUGCACUGCAGGUUAGACGUGAAAGGAUGCAAACAAAACCUCUCUUCAAACGUACCAACAAGAAACAGAAGUUCUUCAAAUGCAUUUCAACUGGCUCCUUACACGUCUGCGUCUCCUAGGGGAAUCCUUGAACGACGAACUUCCCAGACGUUGGCAUCGAACUUAAAAAUUGUUCGUUCAGUUUCUCGGGAGAGCAUUAGGUCUAUCCAUCACUGUACGUGCCCGUGCCUCAGCGCGCCGGUAAGAUGCCACUACCAACUUUUUAUUAGAUUAGUUUGCCACAGUAUAAUAUUUGCAGGAAAUAUAUUUCCUAGUUUCAUUUCAACGGCGCUCUUCAGUAACUGUCGAUGAAUAAGACAUAAAAGAACGGUAGUUAAGGGUGAUAAAGGUUGGUAACUUUGAUAAUUCCUAAAAUAGUAGCUACUCAAGAAUUUUAAACCAUUUAGGCGCUUAUAAAGACAUUUCUAUUGAAGUGGAACUGUUUCUUCAAACAAGACAAUCCAACAAGUAAUGUAA
Messenger RNA from Diabrotica virgifera virgifera (western corn rootworm), 765 nucleotides. RefSeq lists its product as uncharacterized. The coding region runs from base 28 to 600 and encodes 190 amino acids. The transcript is spliced from 2 exons. The record is from RefSeq and is a predicted model, not a curated record. NCBI's taxonomy places the organism in Eukaryota, Metazoa, Arthropoda, Insecta, Coleoptera, Chrysomelidae.